ACGAUGAAGGGACUGUGGGAAACACCGUCGAGAUUCUACACCUCCGGACUCGCCGCUUACAGGGCUCAGUAAGUGAGUGGAAGUCAAUCUUCAGAAUGUUUUAACGGGCAUCGAUGUACAAAUGAGAAUCAGUCCGGAUCAGAUCGGUAAUGAUCAAAAGCUUGAUAAGUGUUCCACGGUGACAGCAGAGGAUCAUUACGAAGUAGUGAAAAUGGCGAUCCCGUUUCAACCAGGGAACAGUCAUCUUGUUUGUUUCUAACGCAUACGAUCGCGAACACCUGAUGUGCUUCGUGUGAUGUCUCCCGUUUCUUAAAUACUUUCUUGGCUUCUCAUUCAUUUGGAAAAGUAGCGAGUAGAUCUAUAUUGAUAAUGUCUCUGAAUAAUAAUAAAUCAUAGAGCAAGCGAUUCAUGCGAGCCCUCUUCACUCCCGCGACGGGGCUCUCCUAUUCUCACGGAGUCGGAUGAGUCGAUGGCAAAAUGCGGGAAAGUAAUCACUCCCGGCAUUUUUCACGGGCGACAUGACGCGAAACGAUAGAGAACGUCAGCUCUGGUAACACCACGUAUCUCUUGGCCGUCUCAUUAGGAUCGAUCUUGCCACACGCUUCCUCAUUCCGCCCGUGUGUAUUUGUACGUGUAGCUCCGGCGAGGAAGAUCGCGAGAUACAUGGCUCUCCGAGAGCCAGCGUCAACAUUUUCCAUUGAGAACAUACGGCGGAUGACUGGUGCGACCGAAAAUGUCGAGCGAAUGUUGGGAUUGCCCGGGCCCUUACAGGACGCGUACUCAUCCUCGCACGCGUUGCUUCAUCCGCCCACUGGCCAAUCGCUUCCGCUGAUCGACCGGUCUUGUCGCAGCAGACGACGCCGAUGGAAACUCAGUAAUUGCCUUCGGCGUACAUCAUCCGUGACAUACGAGGCAUACAACUCGCGAAUUACGAACGCACAAUCUCGAGCGCGUUCAACGUCGGGAAAACCGUCCGUCGUUGGCACGAGACGUGCUUUAUAGAGCGAUUCUUUUUUACUGUCUUGUAACUGGUUGCACGAUCAGUUCGCGAAUAAAGUGUGGAGUUUAACGCGUUCGAGAUUUAACGUUGUCUUUAACUCUAGUUGGCUAGUUUUCAAGUUUUUAACUCGCCAUAUUCCGGUCGGUGAGACUAUUUUCAUUCUUCAGUUUCUUCUUGAGCAGUUCUAUUUCAAGAUUACGACUUUUGUUCUGAAAAAUCUUCCAAAGAAAAAUUUUAUUUAUUUCCUCUUUUUCUUAAUGGAGUAUAUUAAUCACUUGAUGCUGUGAUAAUAUAUUACCGAUCGAUCUCACGCGAUCGUAUAUACCGCAGGACAUUCCCUCGUCGAGAGAUGCGCCGCCCACAUACUCCUCCAUGCACAUCGGUCUGAUAUCGCGCUCGGACGGACGAUCGUCCAUCUUCCCGAUCAAUGAUCGACCGCCCACCGUAGCGCGAAUUCCGCCGCCCUCUUAUGCUGAAGCUCAAGGGAUUAACCUGGCAACAUCCACGGUGGAUCCGUCCGUCACUUUGUCCCCGAGCGCGAGGAGCUCCUGGCCGAGGGUGCCGACGACGGCGAUAUGCCCCCGAUGCGCCGGGCUGAUCAUCACCACCGUGAUAGUACGUCGCUCCACGUACACCCACCUCACCGCCUUGACGCUCUUUCUGUUCGGAUGCUGGCCGUGCUGCAUGCUGCCUUACUGCAUCGACUCCUGCAACAACACGGACCAUUACUGCCCGCUCUGCCACGCGCAUCUCGGAACUUACGCGCCAUGGUCGUCGCGUCCAGAGGACGAUUUAGAAAGGCGGCAGCGUGAGGCACGGCGAGGAGGAUAAUGAAGAUGGGAUC
Dinoponera quadriceps is the source of this 1844-nucleotide messenger RNA. Its product is annotated as lipopolysaccharide-induced tumor necrosis factor-alpha factor homolog. NCBI's taxonomy places the organism in Eukaryota, Metazoa, Arthropoda, Insecta, Hymenoptera, Formicidae. The transcript has 4 exons. Gene Ontology annotation, molecular function: zinc ion binding. The record is from RefSeq and is a predicted model, not a curated record. Bases 1373 to 1831 code for a protein of 152 amino acids.